GUCCCGAGGUUCUUUCGUUCGUCGUUGCCGUCGUCCCCGACACUCCCGCCGCCGCCAUGCACCACGUCUCGUCCACCUCUUCCCGCGCUCUGCGCCGCGCAGCUGCAAAAGCCGCGAAGCCUUCGCUGGCCCGCGGCGCCCACAAGGAGAUUAAGUUCUCCAACGAGGGACGCGCGAGUAUUCUCAAGGGUGUUGACACGCUCGCCAACGCUGUCAGUGUCACGCUGGGUCCCAAGGGCCGCAACGUUAUCAUUGAGCAGUCGUUUGGCGGACCCAAAAUCACCAAAGAUGGUGUGACCGUUGCCAAGUCGAUUUCAUUGGAAAACAAGUUCGAAAACUUGGGUGCACGUCUCGUUCAGGACGUCGCGUCAAAAACCAACGAGGUUGCUGGUGAUGGUACGACGACCGCUACCGUUCUGGCUCGUGCCAUCUACUCGGAGGGUGUGAAGAACGUCGCCGCUGGAUGCAACCCCAUGGACCUCCGCCGGGGUUCGCAGGCUGCCGUCGAACGCGUCGUCGAAUUCCUGUCUUCGAACGCAAAGACAAUCACUACUACGGCCGAGAUUGCCCAGGUUGCAACGAUCUCAGCGAACGGGGACGCCCACGUGGGCAACCUGAUUGCCCAGGCUAUGGAGAAGGUCGGCAAGGAGGGUGUUAUCACCGUCAAGGAGGGUCGGACGAUCGAGGACGAGAUUGAGAUCACGGAAGGCAUGCGUUUCGACCGCGGUUACAUCUCUCCCUACUUUGUCACGGACGUCAAGGCGCAGAAGGUCGACUUUGAAAAGCCGCUCAUCCUGCUCAGCGAGAAGAAGAUCAGCCUGCUCCAGGACAUCUUGCCGUCGCUCGAGGCAGCUGCCCAGCAACGUCGACCUCUGUUGAUCAUUGCCGAGGACGUUGACGGUGAGGCGCUCGCUGCUUGCAUCCUGAACAAGCUCCGCGGCCAGCUCUCCGUGGCUGCCGUCAAGGCGCCCGGGUUCGGUGACAACCGCAAGUCCAUCCUGGGCGACCUGGCUAUCCUCACUGGCGGUACUGUCUUUACGGACGAACUGGACAUCAAGCUGGAACGUGCUACGCCCGACUUACUUGGUUCGACCGGGUCGGUGACGAUCACGAAGGACGACACGAUUAUCUUGAACGGCGAGGGCUCCAAGGACGCCAUCCAGGCGCGUUGUGAGCAGAUUCGCAGCAUGAUCGCUGACCCGGCCACGAGCGAGUACGACAAGACGAAGCUGCAGGAGCGUCUUGCCAAGCUGAGUGGUGGUGUCGCCGUGAUCAAGGUGGGCGGAAGCAGCGAGGUGGAGGUCGGUGAGAAGAAGGACCGUUAUGAUGAUGCGCUCAACGCCACCCGCGCGGCGGUGGAGGAGGGUAUUCUGCCCGGCGGAGGUGUUGCGCUCCUGAAGGCGUCUCUGGCUCUGGCCACGAACGCGCCCGGUGCUUCGAGUCAGCCCACAUCCCCCGAUGCCAAGCCGAUCCCGACCGCCAACUUUGACCAGGAUCUCGGUGUGUCCAUCAUCCGCCGGGCGCUGACGCAGCCGGCUCGCACGAUCCUGUCGAACGCGGGCGAGGAGGCGUCGGUGAUCGUGGGCUCGUUGACGACGAACUAUGGAAGCGCGGACAAGUUCGCGUGGGGCUACGACGCGAGCAAGGGCCAGUACGUCGACAUGAUCAAGGCCGGUAUCGUGGACCCGCUCAAGGUGGUCCGGACGGCGCUCGUGGACGCUGCCGGUGUCGCGAGCUUGCUGACGACGAGUGAGGCGUGCGUUGUGGAGGCCGAGGAGAAGGACAAGCCGGCGCCUGGUAUGGGCAUGGGCGGUAUGGGUGGAAUGGGCGGUAUGGGCGGAUUCUAAGGCGAUGAUGAGGUGGGGGUUACAGGGACCAAAAAUAUGGUAUAAUUCAUUUAUUGCGCGUCGCAUCACAUCCACAUCUAUUUCGCAUCCUGUCCAUUCAUCGUGUUCUAUAUCCAUAGUCGUGUCGCAUGUUGUCGCAUCUAAUCCAAUCACCACUCACCGUGUCCUUUUCUUCCAUUCGAUGUUGUCGGUGUUCCGUCGCUCAUCGUCCCAGUAGCCCAUGUUAGUCCAUGCCUUGCCCAAUCCGAGACUACAAUCACCGACAGGUACAGG
Molecule: messenger RNA, 2120 nt
Organism: Gloeophyllum trabeum ATCC 11539
Lineage: Eukaryota; Fungi; Basidiomycota; Agaricomycetes; Gloeophyllales; Gloeophyllaceae
Product: chaperonin GroL
Exons: 4
Coding region: 57-1847 (596 amino acids)
Biological process (GO): mitochondrial unfolded protein response; apoptotic mitochondrial changes; protein import into mitochondrial intermembrane space
Cellular component (GO): mitochondrial inner membrane; mitochondrial matrix
Molecular function (GO): ATP binding; protein-folding chaperone binding; ATP-dependent protein folding chaperone
Source: RefSeq, a predicted model, not a curated record